Alexandromys fortis (reed vole) is the source of this 1995-nucleotide messenger RNA. It is a transcript of the gene Spmap2l, whose product is annotated as sperm microtubule associated protein 2 like. The record is from RefSeq and is a predicted model, not a curated record. Lineage: Eukaryota; Metazoa; Chordata; Mammalia; Rodentia; Cricetidae. Bases 1 to 1428 code for a protein of 475 amino acids. The transcript has 9 exons.
AUGGAUGAAGGAGACGUCUCAGGUUCAUCCGUGCUGUCUGGGGUGACUGAUGGGCAGAACACGACAGAAACACACUCGGAACUCCACCCGAAGCCCCUUGUGCUCAGACUCCUGGAGGUGAAAGAACUUGGGAGGGAAGAGGUCGCAGGGGGUGAGGAGGAAAAACAAGAAGAGAGACAUGAGUAUGAGAACUUCACCGUGUUCGGUGAAUCCUCCAAUACUCACAAAUCCCAUGAUGCCUCCACAUCGUCCAAGUCCCGCAAGGCCAGCGAUCCUCCUCAGUCCCUCAAGAGCAGCGAUGCUCCUCAGUCACGCAAGGACAGUGAGUCCGUCCAGUCCCGCAAGGACAGUGAGUCCGUCCAGUCCCGCAAGGACAGUGAGUCCGUCCAGUCGCGCAAGGGCAGUGAGCCUCUUCGGUCACCGCAGGUCCACGCGUAUGGAAAAGGCGACUUGCUUCCCAACGCAAUGAUUACGACCUCCCCAUCUUUGAUAGCCAGAUACCUACCGCGGCUCCAGCUGGCUUCUUUGAGCGCACACCCUGUUUCCCGUGACCUUGUAAGGAAAUGUUUUUUUUCUAGAAAGAGAAUUGAAGAUCUUGCUAAACCGAAAAAGCAAUGGGGAACGCCAGACAGAAGGUUGUUUUGGGGAAAUCAAGAUCCUAUUCGCCCUCUUUCUGAUGCUGCUUUGAAGGCUCAGCUGACCAAGAGAAUUGAGGACCUUGCUCAGCCCAAGCUGGUCUCCCGACACUACGUCCCUAACAGGGCUCAGUAUUACUACAGCUGCGGCAGAGAGUCUGUGAUUUGGGAGAUCCCACCUCCUGCGCUGUUUACCCGGCCUUCUAAACGGAUCCAGAAGCUGGCAAAACCCAACAGAUUCAAAAUGCAGUGUCGGCUGAAUAGCGAUGACUUACCACCAGAGGUUCUCCGUUUCUCUGAUCCGUCUCCCAGAAUCCUGCAGCUCUCCAUAGCCAAAGGCCCAGAUCCCAACUACGUUCCUCCGAAAAGCAUUGAAACCAAGAUUUCCUUAUCUACCCUGAGUGCUCUUGCGAGUCAGAGGAUUGUAGACCUCGCCCACCCGAGGAUCAAGAUAGAAGGCCUGUGUUACGAGAGAGAGAAGAGUGAAUUGCCCAUCCGUCCCGUAGCCCCUGCUGCCCUGCUUGCCAAAGCUACUGACCGAACCAUAAAGCUAGCAAAGUCUAAACCUGUUCAUGAAGAUUAUCUCCCCGUCCGGGAUGCCCGAUGGCCUGUUUCCUAUGCUGCUGCCCAUUCUCAAGUGUCUAGCAGAAUCCAGGAGCUAGCUAACCCCCCCACAAGGGCUUCAGUGCACGUUGUAUACUACGACCCAGACGUCUUUAAAGUCAAGCCUUCUGCUUUGAGAGCACAGUGUUCUCCCAGGGUCAAGGAGCUGGCUGAACCCGUUGUGCGCUAACGGCAACAAUCUACCCGAGGUCAACACUAGUUAUGGAGUUCCGCAUCCGGCACGCGGAGCAGAUGACUUGAUUCCCUGCCUCGGUGUUUAGUCUUACCAAAUCCUCCCAAAUAUGAGAGUUCCAGGGAACGCCACCAUGAACGUCAGAUAGGCGCUGUCUGUGAUCUUUCUUGUCUUUACUAGCUUAGGGGACUCUGCCCUGCAAUAAGGGGGAAACCAAUGCUUGCUUCAAAAUCCCUCCCACUCACGCAGGCAUCUUGGCAGCUCCUGCGCUGUGCUGCGCAGAGGGCUUGUUUUCUCUCAUCCUCCACCCCUGGCUGCCCCAUUCUGUCUCCAGCCCUUCUCUACAAAGUCCUGGGAAUUGAGGUUAGUCUCAGUGUUGCCUUGUCUAUCUUCCUUCAUCAUCUGCAAAAACACCGACCCGAAGGGCUUCUUUGGAUGAGACGAAAUGGGUUUUGUAGUCUCUAUUAGGGAGCCGUUGCUUGCCUUAACAUCUUCACUGGUCUCCACUGCCUUGUUCCAGGCUCGCUGUGAAAGACAGAAAAAAGAUACCCGCAUGGUGAAGGU